Molecule: messenger RNA, 3347 nt
Organism: Hylaeus anthracinus
Lineage: Eukaryota; Metazoa; Arthropoda; Insecta; Hymenoptera; Colletidae
Product: lipase member H-A-like
Exons: 5
Coding region: 952-2355 (467 amino acids)
Biological process (GO): lipid metabolic process
Molecular function (GO): lipase activity
Source: RefSeq, a predicted model, not a curated record
GGCGUCCCCGGCGGGGAAGAUUGCCGAGUGUACGCGACUACGUGGGGUUUGGCGGGGUUUGUCGGAUCGAUAGCGCGCAUGAGAGUGCGCGAACACCUACGUCGGGUGAUCGUGUCGACCUGGUCGCCACCGUGGAGUCGAGCAUCCGAUGAAGUAUUCCCCGAUGUCAAUAGCGUACGUGCGUCCGAGUGACGAGCACCGGGUACGGUAGCUCCUCGACGAAGAACUCAAGUCGGCUCGUGUGUGUCCAUUGCGCGCGUACGACAAACGUCAUUGAACGCCGGCCGGUUUUGUCCGUGGUGGUUGGAUCGCGCUCGAAACCGAGAAACGAUCGGAACGGGUCCGUUCGCCGCGAGUGAACUCUACGUCGCGAGGUUAUGUUCGCGGUAGUUAGGCGCGGAAGUACCGCGGGAGCCGGUAUGGUGUCUCGUUGAGAGAAAGUGAUAUGUCCGUGAUGUCUCGAGGCUCGCCCUGGCGCUGGCUCGCGCCAGGGACGAGGAACACCACGCUUUUUCUGGCCGUCGUCAUCCUCCUCGGCUUGUUGUCGCGAGGUGUCGUCGCCGAGAAGAGUAAAAAAUAUCAGAUGAGCGAUGUAUGCAAGAAAUACUUCAUGCGCGAUCUCUACAGGAAGAUAGACGGGGCUGUUCUCAUAUCGCAAAAUGAGAGGGACCUGGACUGCACCAUCACCUUCCAAACGCACAGCAUUCUUCAGCGAUUCAUGCUGCGUUUCGACCAACUGCAACUGGACUGCAACGAUCAUCUGUACAUCUACGAUGGCGCGCACGCGGUCAGCAGUUACAAGAGCACAGCUGCAAGGACUUCCGGUGCACCCAGAACGAAUUCUGCAUCGAGACGGACCUCAUUUGUGACGGUGUGAAUCACUGCGGCGACGGUUCUGACGAGGCUACCUCCACCCUCUGUGCCAACUCCGAGGUGUCGACGAUCCUGGGCAUGCAGACGACCUGGUUCGCGGUCGCCCUCGUUUUUCUGAUCCUGAGCGUAGCGGGCCUGGUCACGGCGGGUGUUUUGUGCUUCUGCAGGCAACGCGUCGCGACUCCGAGACACCUUCAUAACGCGCACAAUGCCCAGAGUCAUCCUCCGGUCAGCUUCCCAUGGAUUCCGAGCUCGUCGUGGCGCUACGUGCUGAUUCAACGUGAAGUUUCCCUCGCGGCUCACCGGCAUGCGAGCCGCUCGGUAGUUUCGUUCCGACCGUCAAGUGAAAUCGGCCCAAACGGCAGAAGUCUUCGAUCUUCGUGUUGGUGGGCCAGUGGACCAGUCCCAGCGUCGAAGAUGGACCCACCGAUGAUGGUCGUUCGGAAAGCGGUCGGCGUCUACCUUCUGACGAUUCUAAUAACGAUUCAGUCCUGUACGGCGGCCCAGACGCAGCCAUUCGUCAUCAGCAACACGCUAGACUCGCACGGCUCCCCAGGCAAGGACUACUUCGUGGGCCCCUGUCUAGUGAACACCAAUCAAACGUGCCCCGACAAGGAAGUGACCUUCUUCCUGUACACGCAAAGGAAUCCAAACGACAGCCAGCAGAUCCUGGUGGACGAGACCGGCUCGAAUCUUCUGCAAACCAAUUUCAUGCCCUCGAAUCCUACGAAGAUCAUCGUCCACGGCUACGACUCCAGCAUGCGGCUGACGUAUUUGGUGGAUGUGCGUAACGAGUACUUGAAAAGCUACGACUACAACGUGAUCGCGGUGGAUUGGCAUCGGUUGGCCUCGGCACCGUGUUAUCCAAUUGUAGUGCGAAACGUGCCACACGUGGGCGACUGCGUGGCCCAGCUAGUACAGAGGAUAAGGGAUACGGGGGCGGAAGACAUACACGCGAUCGGAUUCAGCCUCGGUGCCCACGUGCCGGCGUUCGCGGCCAACGCUCUGCGACCCUACAAAAUGCCGAGGAUCACCGGCCUAGACCCUGCCAUGCCCUUGUUCGUCACCGUUGACGACGAUCACAAGCUGGACGCCGGCGACGGCCAGUUCGUCGACGUGGUUCACACGAACGCGUUCAUUCAGGGUAAGAUAGAGAUGAGCGGGCACGUGGACUUCUACAUGAACGGUGGCGUGAACCAGCCCGGCUGCUGGGAGAUGGGGAACCUGUUCGAGUGCGACCACCACAGAGCGGUGAUGUAUUUCGCGGAGUCUAUCAAUACGAAAGUGGGUUUCUGGGGCUGGCAAUGCGGCGGAUUCGUCCCUUAUCUGUUGGGUCUUUGUCCGCCGCGGUAUCCGGCCGUUUUGGCCGGCGAUAAAGUAGACAGGAAGAGGAGAGGGUUCCAUUUGGUGAGGACGCACUCUCGUAGCCCGUACGCCAUGGGAAAUUUCAGCGUGAACCGGUUGGAUAUGUCCUAUAUGUAAGAAGGACCACGGCGUUAAUGUCGCGAGAUAAGGUUCCCUCGAUAACGGGGUAAUGUACGACGGAGGCUGCGAAUGCGAUCUUCGUCCUCGAUAUACGGAAACCGGCACGCGCGUGUGGAAUCGACGACUGCUGCUGGAACCGAAUGAAUGUUCGCGAAUUCUUGGGGAAAGUUGCGCGGGUCUCGAGUGAUCCGCGGAGGAACACGUUCCGUGCGAAGGUCAGGGAAUUCCUAGCACCUGGUGCCACGGUAGUCGAUAUCGUGUUCGACGAGGGAAAAGAAGCGGAGCUAACUUACGCGCUCGUCUAGACGCCAAUUCCUUAUCGAUUCGACGUUUACGACACGGAUAGAAGAAAAUUAAUUGCUGCGGUCCAGAGAGAUGUUGAAAUCGCGACGGUGACGUUUCGCGCGGCUGCUAUUGGAUUUUCUUUAACUCGAUUCCGUUAUUUAUUAGUGUGAAAGUUUCCUUGUGAAUUUCCUCUUCUAGUUCAAUUUCAAUUUUGUUUGCGUUGAAUCAUGUUCGAGCACUUGUUUGUUCUUCGUAAAAGUGUACGGUACCGUCACUUUUAGAAUUAACUAGCUUAAUGAUUGGCUAACUACUACGAGCCUCUUGCAUAAUCGUUUUAUGCUAUAUUAUGUCACGCCUUGGAUAGUUCCAUAUACAUCUACAUACUUAAUAGAGUAAAGUGUAAUUUAAGUAGUGUAAUACGCUCAGUUAAAGUAUAAAUACACGCAAUUAUGAACACAAAGACGAUUAUAGAACGUGUUAGUCGUGAUUAUUCUAAUUACUUCAUUUGGGUGAUUGCAACAAGUCUUACACAUCUACAUACUUAAUAGAGUAAAGUGUAAUUUAAGUAGUGUAGUACGCUCAGUUAAAGUAUAAAUACACGCAAUUAUGAACACAAAGACGAUUAUAGAACGUGUUAGUCGUGAUUAUUCUAAUUACUUAAUUUAGGUGAUUACAACAAGCAGUCUUUCUUUUAAUAGCUUGUA